GCCGCGAUGGGACCGGUGCUGCUGCUGCUGCCCGCCCUCCUCGCCGGGCUCCUCUGGUCUCCCGGCGCCGAUGCCAGCACCCCGCCUGCCUGCUACAGGUAUGGUGUGCAUGGAUGUCCGAGGGACUACAACCCGGUUUGUGGGACUGACGGAGAGACCUACUCAAACGAGUGUGUGCUCUGCCUUUCCAACAGUGAAAAUGGCAAGAACGUCCAAAUUUUAUGGAGGGGACCAUGCUGAUAUGGCAGAUGGCCACUUCUCAAGAAAAUGAAAGGGACACAGGCAGUGCAAAUGGAAACAAUGCCUUAAAUGUUCCUUCUGUGUAGCUUGCUUAAUAAAAAAUUGUGCUUGUUUAAACAAAA
Molecule: messenger RNA, 362 nt
Organism: Apus apus (common swift)
Lineage: Eukaryota; Metazoa; Chordata; Aves; Apodiformes; Apodidae
Gene: SPINK2
Product: serine peptidase inhibitor Kazal type 2
Exons: 4
Coding region: 7-240 (77 amino acids)
Molecular function (GO): serine-type endopeptidase inhibitor activity; protein binding
Source: RefSeq, a predicted model, not a curated record